GUGAGCUGAAGAUGCCUGCAGCCUUCAUCCCAUCCUCAUCGGUAAGGCCACACGAUAGAUAUCCCAAUGAAGAAUGCAUGAGCCAGUGGCAUCGCUGAGGCAGCCAGAGAGAGAUCACACAGGCAGGCAGCCAGGAGGCAAUACAGCAGCGACAAACACACAUGGCUCACCCCCCUGGAUGGAUGCGUGUCACUCCUCUGUCAGGUUUGACGAGAGGCUUAGGCUGUACAGACGGCUGGCGGCAGCGCUGACGCCAUCGGGCCUCUUCUCUUGACGAUAUGUCAUUUGCAGCUGCGUGGAGGCUGCCGACAAUCACCUGACGAGUGAGAAACGAAGAACACAGACACACACAGGAUGGAUCGAUGGAUGGAUGGAUGGUCGCUUCUUCUGCUCUGCAGGCACGAUUAGCCCGACUGAGGAAGAGUGCAAGAACUUAAUUGUACAGGUGGUUGAUCGUGUCAUCCCGAUGGAUCUAGAGAGCGCUGGCGGCCCGGCCUCACCCACAGGUGACAACACAUGCACCUGUAAAGCACCUCUGUCAUGGCGGCCGGUGCUGGCGUGUCUGAUGAUCUGCUGCAGAGGGGCGGGGUGGACGGCAGGAUCGCGAUGAUAGCUUGAGUGAUGUCAUAGAUAAGAUCCAUUCGGUUGGAGAAGGAGAGGGUCACGGAGGGCGACUGACUCGCUGCCCCACAUGCUGCAGUAUUUGGUUGCUCUGCUGUGUGCAGGUGGCCUCUCAGAUCGCCUCGACCGCGGAGGCGGCCAAGCUCAAGAUACCAGAUGCCCAUAAGACUGUACAGGUCAGUCAGCACAACCACACGAAUGCAGCCAUACGGCGACAGUCAGCUGUGUGUGCUGUUUGCAGGCCUGUGCAUCGCUGGCCGGCCGUUUGUCUGGUGUGGUGGAGACCCUCACCGACGCGCACUCGACGCUCAGCAAUGAACUCGCCCAGAUCCCCCCCAACACCCAAAACAACGAGGUGCGGACGGACUGACGAAUAGAAGGCGCACCAGAGCCAACAUCUCUCCGUGUGUCUGUGCGUGUGUCCAUCAUCAGCGCACAGACGGUGACGGCAGGUUGGUUCGGUGGCUGUACAACAUCCACGAUGAGGCCAGCAAGGCAGCGUACCUCAGCAAAGCGGUAUACACACACAUGAAUGCAAUUCAAGUACUGAUGGACCGCCUCACGUGGUCAUUCAGGUGUCUGCUGGUGACGGGAAGGGCUCACAAGUGGGAGCCAGCCCGGCUGCCGCUGCCGCCGCGAGUAGUGGAGGUGCCACCUGCAAGCCAAAACCAACACAUUCGCCUCAUUCCUGCUGCUGCAUGUGUGGAGGAUUCUCGGAGGAUUCUUCUUUUCUGCCGUCUUACCGAACGCAUCGAAAGUAUCUGCUGCAGAAGGUCACGAGAGCUCCCACGGCCAUCAUCUGCACUCUGCCCAUCCAUCUGUCCCACUCUGAUGUGAGCGUCUGUGUGGGCGCCGAGCAAUCGCACAAGCGCUGGACAGCAUUUGAUGCGUUCAAUCAGCGAUGUGGACAGCUGAGACCCGGUUAGUGGGUGAGUGACAGCAGAACACAAAACGACACUCUUGCCCAUCAAUUCGCCUCAUUUGUUUGUCUGUGUGUGUGUGUGUGUGUGUUUGUGUUUUUGUGCUGCACACGUGUGUGUCAGUCAGAUUGGUUCCGCUCUGCCUGCUGGGCACUGGCCACAUCGCGUGGCGAGGUGGACAGACAUUGCCAAUUAAGGUAAGGUGCCUGGCUGGCUGGCUGGCUCGCUGAUGGAUGGAUGGACAGAUGGAUGGAUGGCACCGAGCGACUGACAACCCACCCGCUGGCAGUACGUCGUAUCAAAUGCACGCAGGGAGGGAGGGAGGGAGGAAGGGAGGCCUGUUCGCCGCUUCUAUCCCUUUCCUUUCAGGUUGACGCGCCUGUCUGUCUGUCUGUCUGUCUGUCUGUGGCGGCGGCGAGUGAGCGGCGAGGUGACUUAUUCAUCCAGACAGCGCAGCAAAGCUGAGUGACAGCGAGGAGUCUGCGCAUACAGUGUCGUGGAUCCAAUCCAGGCAGGGCUGCCGGUGCGGCGUCAGAGAGAGGCCAUCGAGGCACAAACAAAACGACGCCAGACGAAACGAGGAGGCGGAGGCGCACAGACAGUUGAGGUACGCCCACCACCUGCCACAGAGGGGACAAUCGCCUUCGCCUGCAUCGAUCUGCAUCUCUUGCUUUCAUCAGAAUUGCCGCACAGUGGCGAUCCCACCGCCAGUCCCCCUCGUCCAGCGGCAGUUCGUCGUCCAGAGACACACACGCAGACGGGCACACACUCGUUUGGAUCAAUCGAUGCUCAGGUGUCUGUUAGUGACGGGAAGCGCGCACGCGUGGCCGCCAGCCCAGCUUCUAGGUACAUAUGACAUCAACCUCCCUGAAAACGUGACGACGGCUGGUUGGUGUCGUUUUCAGGUGGUUCGACUGGCGCACGUGAUGGUGCGGCAGUAGAACAACAGCGGAGGGGCAGCUCAAUUGCGUCCCUGCCGUAUUUCUCUGUGUCUAUGUGCGUGCCAGGGGUAUAGCCGUCUGUGUCUGCCGGCCUUGCCCGAAGGCGUCGCGGGCCACAUGGGGCCGUUUGAUUUGACCACCAUGACGGCCGUUCGCCUGACGCGCGUCAACGAAGAUCAGCAGGGAGCGCCAGCCCACCGACGAGACUUUGGCCUGUUCUGGCGCUUCGCUGUGACGCAAGACGCGCAUGUGAUGGAUGGAUGGAUGGAUGGGCGGGCGGGUGUGUGCAUGUCAGACAGACGCACCCACAUCCAUCGAUGACCUCUCUCUCUGCCGCUUGUGUGUGUGUGUGUUUUUUUAUGUGAACCGUAUCAGUCAUCACAGUGUAGUGCAGGACAAGUAGGUCUUCAAUAGAUAGGCUUUUGUGCAUGCACUCAAAAAUGCGUCUAUGUGUGUACUCACUCGUCCGUCGCAAUGCAGUGACGCUGCUGCCUCC
Molecule: messenger RNA, 2978 nt
Organism: Vitrella brassicaformis
Lineage: Eukaryota; Vitrellaceae
Source: the annotation of a GenBank genome assembly